CACAGAGAGAGAGGGAGAGGACCUAACUGGUUGGGCGAAUGCUGCCGGCAUAACCGAAGUUCCUGAGAUCCGAUAUUAGUCGUACUUUGUCACUCGAUCGGUCACCGCGUCGUCGAAGUCGUCGUCGUUGUCCACUUGCCGCCAAAUCGGUUUGCCUGCUGGUGGUGCUUGGGUAUUGGACAUCGCGUCCGGUGCGGAUGAGGAAGGGGAGCAGGCGGCUGAGGAAGCAGCUCCCGCGGCAUUUGCGAUCGCGCUCCAUCGAUCCGCCAAUUAAAGAGUGGAAUCUGGCGCUUUCUUCGCUGGAAGACGAUCAUGUAAAGGUCACAGGUCAAGAACGGAAACUGUAGUACCAAAAAAGAAGAACUCGGAGGUCGACUAGUCCUGCUGUAGCAUCAGCAACUGAUCCGUGGCGUCUAGUUCAGCAUGUGAUCGGAGUGGAGGACCAAGCCGCCGGAAAUGCUGAAGCACGCCUCGACGACGAGCAGUACCGCUGCGACCAGCGCCACCAGCGCUGCAGUGGCGAUCAACCCGCUGUCCACGCUACUGGUCAAUAGCUGCAACAGUAACACCAACACCAACAGCAACAGCAACACGAACAGCAACCCGAACAGCAACAGCAGCAGCAACAACCACACUGGAGGCAGCGGCAGUGGCCACAACACACCCCCAGCGUUGGAAGCGGAAGCAGGCAUCGGAAUUGGAAUUGCAACCACCGCGACCGCCGCGACCACAGCAGGCACGGUCGGCACCACCACCAAUGGCAACGGUGGCUCACCGACCCCAGCAGCAGCUGCCGUGGCUAGUACCGCGCGCAACAUCCAUCUGCGACCGCCGCAGCCGCUCAAUAUAUCCGCCCUGAAUGCAUCCAUUUCAAGCACGCUGCUCAACGAGGCCACAGGUGGCAUUGGCGGAGGAGUAGCAGGAGUUGCAGGUGGUGGACGUAGUUGCGCGGGUAACGCCAACUCCACGCUGCUGAAUAUUGCCACGCCCAGUACGCCGAUGAAACCGCUCACCCCACUCACGCAGUUGACCCCCAACGGGCACUUUCUGGGCAACGGAAGUGUCCACCAUCACACCUACACCAACCAACACAUCCUGGCCAGCCACCAGCAGCAGCAACAACAGCAACAACAGCAGCAACAUCAUCACCAUCAGCAGCAGCAGCACCAAAUGCAAACAAACCAUGCGCAGGCGCAAACUCAGACACACAAUCUCAGCCAGUUGCCGCACAACAAUAGAAACUACAGUCACCUGAGCGCGAAUCCCGUGCGCCACAAGCUGCCCAAGUCGGGUCCUUCGCCCCGCGAGGCUCUUACCAGCCUGGGUCUGCUCUGCCUGAUUUCUCUGCUCCUGGCGCUGCUCUCGCUGAUCUUCCUCCUGAGAAUAUCGCCGAAUGGACGCGAGGACGCCGUGGGUCGGGGCGCUGGCGGUGAGGACUUCAUUGUGGUCUACGACGUCACCCUGGCCCUGGGCGCCCUAUCCCUGUCGCUGAACCUGUGCUGCCUACUGGUUUGCGCCAUCCAGUUCCUGUUCGCCGUUAAGCUGCGCGAGCCGGCCUUCGAGGGUCGCGAUAACCAGUACCUGGUCAAGUCCAGUGCCAGCCGAACGUGCGCCGUCAGCGGCUUCUUCAUCUCCAUACCGGUCUUCCUGACCGGCCUGAUCCUGUACACCUUUAGCCACUUCCACUCGACGCCGGCGAUCGUGACCAGCCUGCUGAUUGGCGUGGGCAUAGUCUUUUGCGGCGGCGCCAUGGUGCACAACGUGUUCGUGUGGCAGCGCGAGAAAACCAUCAGCUACCGUGGAGCUCCGCUAUCCCACAACUUGUCGGUGAUCUCGGCUGGCCAGGUGCCGGUGACGCUGCCAGUGCCAAUGCAACUGCCACCAGGUCCGUUUCACACGUACCAGGCCGCUCAUCAGGGGCACCAGGGUCACCUGGUGCCGCCCUCCGUGACGGCGGUCUCGCCCAACCACUCUCACGGCAGCUUCAACCCACUGCUCCUUGGUGGAGGCGGCGGUGGCGGCUGCUGCGGAGGUGGAGGCGGACCAGUGGGUGCCGUUAACUCAUCCUUUCUGAUGCGUCCAUCCACUGCCACACCCCCGACGCCCACGCCCAGGACACUGGCGAAUAGCAGCUGCCUAACAGCUGGUUGCGAGGCUAGCGGAUCGGUCAGCCCCGGGAUUCCGCCAACGUUGGACAUGAGCAACAUCACCGUCCUGCUGCACGAGCUCUCCACGCUCGUCUAGAUCCGCCAGAUCUGCGAAGUGGAACGCACAGACUUAUGACAGACGAUACCCACCGCCCGCACGCAUCUUGCCGCAUCCUAGCUAUUAGAACGCCCCUUGUAAAUAUCUGUACAUAUGCCUCCGAACGAAUACAUCUGUGUAAGCAAAAGCGAUUCCGAACUGCAUUGCCAUUGUAAUUAAAUGUAGUAACCAGUUUGGUGCUUCUCCAUUUCCGCUUCUCGGAACUUUGGAUCCG
Molecule: messenger RNA, 2479 nt
Organism: Drosophila erecta
Lineage: Eukaryota; Metazoa; Arthropoda; Insecta; Diptera; Drosophilidae
Exons: 3
Coding region: 457-2244 (595 amino acids)
Source: RefSeq, a predicted model, not a curated record